This is a messenger RNA of Pelobates cultripes (western spadefoot toad), 22629 nucleotides long. The record is from the annotation of a GenBank genome assembly. NCBI's taxonomy places the organism in Eukaryota, Metazoa, Chordata, Amphibia, Anura, Pelobatidae.
AUCCUGAAUUGCAGACCAAACUCUUAGCCCUGGGAGGGUCAAAUAUCUGUGAGACUCAACCCCCACCUUUCAAACUUCUUAAGUACCACCCAUACCCCCAUGUAAUUUCAGUCAGUUAAGAAACAGCAGCAAUAACGGUCUGAAAUUCAUUUUAUUGGGAGGUUAUUUUGGUAUAUACUUCUCGCUGUGGACAAGUUCUUUGAUUGAAACAAGAUGUUCCACUUACAAAUUUUUAUUUCAUUACUAAUCAGCCUGGUGUGCUCUGCGUGUGCCCAAGAAGGUAAGGAAAAGCUCGUAGAAAUCUAUUUUUAUUGCCAAAUUUGGUGCGUUUUACUAAGAAGAAGAAAAAACAAUCAUGUCUGGGAAUAUAUGUGAAUGAUGUUCUGCUGUUUGUCCUAUUGCUUAGUAUUGUUUUUCCAUAAGGAUUGAUGCUAUGUUUUAAAACAUGCAAUUAUAUAUAAGUUAAUGAAUAUGUUUUGUUUCAAAAAGUGUAAUAUGCAGGACCGUUGGUAUACAGUAAUAUCAAACUAACCUUGGUAAUAACAAAAUACAUCGAUUUUUAGGAUACAAGGUGUGUCCUGUUGUGCAAAAACAUAUCUCCAACUCUUCUGUUCAUAGAAAACUUUUAAAAGUUGAAUGAAAAUUUAGUGUAUUUUAAUACUUUAUGUGUAGAGGUUCCUAAUUGUUUCCUACAUUAUAUUCUCAUCAAGGGUUUGAUUCUAUUUUAAGACAUACUUUUAGAGGAAUGUGCCAUCGCUUAGCUUAUAAAAGAUUUAAGUCUGUGAUUUUCAUGGGUGUGAGAUAGUCCAUGCUUUUGAAAGGGAAUAUCAGCAGACAGACAGAUUAGGGUACAGGACAAUGCAUUGCACUACUUCAAAGAAUUUUUAUAUGCUUUGGUAAAUCAAUGAAACUGCAAAAAUUAUAAAUGCAAUUGUAAUUACCCAGUAGAACAUUUUGCUAGGCUUUUUUUUUUUUUUUUUUAAACAUAUGCAGAUGUUGUUUAAAGGGGGUUCCAUUCAAAUUAUAGGUUUUAUCUUUUUGUGAACAUAGAAACUUUGUGCGAUUCGAAACUGUUCACAGAGGCUGCUUCAUAUGAAACUGUGAAAAUAAUCCCUGGUAGGAAAUCCAAAUUACAUUGGCUAACUCCUCUGGGACAUCAAUAGUAAAUACGUAUCUGUGUUCAGUUUAACUAGUCUUCAGGUUUAAGAGAAAAACAGUUGAAAGGGUUAUUAUGUAGCAAUAGAGAACAUUUGGCUAAAGAAUGUGAGGAAUGACAGGAUAAAUAUCGUUAUGUUGUUCUUUCUGAAUAAUUUCCAUUCACGAAACCUUGUAGAUAUUCGCUAUGCUGAUUAUAUCAGUGUCGUUUGAAAAGCAAGUCAAGUACCAGACAAUGGAAAGUAUUCAUAAUGCAAUUCCAUAAAAAAUAUACAUGUUUACAAGGUAGUCUGCAACAAAUGUGUGCAGAUUGCAUAAAUGAAUGCUUUUUGUCUGAGUAGGUUCAUUAAAGGAGAAGGAAUCUUGAAAGGCUACAAUUCCCAUGAUGCCUUGCUAGUAGCCAUUUGUAAAGAUUCCAAAAGGCAGCUGUUGUACCAGAGACUGCUGCAAGUAUUGUAUACAAGUGUCAAGUACCAAUGUGUCCACUCAUAGGCCUGUGAGAGCACCAGUUGUCGCAAGAUGCUCCAAGGAUAAGCACUAUUAACUAUGUAUAUCGGAAGAUUGAACUUGUUUAAGAGAUGUUUAAUAGUGCAUGGAAUGCUGCUGUAAGUGUAUUCCUCUAAAAUUUAAUAGAACACUAUAGUGUCAGGAAUACAAACAUGUAUUCCUGACACUAUAGUGUUUAAAACACAUUUUAGGUGGCCAGCCUCCCAUUGCUCUUGUUAAAAGAUAAUAAAACCUAUUUAUUCCAGCGCUACGCGUGUUUGCCGUAUCUGACUCCGCCUCUGCUGUUCCUCCAUGGCUGAGUUUAUAAAAAAUUGCCACUAGAGCUGUUUCUAGGCAGUAAUGUAAACACUGCCUUUUCUCUGCAAAGUCAGUAUUUACAUUAACAAGCCUGCAGGAAGAUGCUAAUGCUAUACACUAUAAUAACUACAUUAAGCUGUAGUUAUUCUGUUGGCUAUGAUGUCCCUUCAAUGUUAAAUUUCAUAUAUGUCAAACAGUUUUAUGUCUACCUAAAUAUGUAUAUAAUUUUGGUUUGAGCAAUGGUUUUUUCCCUCAUUUUCCCUUUUUCCUUUUUGUACCAUUUCCCAAAGUUAUUUUUCCAAUGUUUUAUAAAAUUUAAUCAAAAAUAUAUGAAAAUAAAUCAGUGGCUUGUUGUCCUGGAAUAAAACAAGCAAGCAAUUCAAGUACGUUACAAAACAGCAAAUACAAAUUAGGCAGAAAAAUAAGAUGGGUCACUUCACAAGAUAUCUGGAACACGGGAAGAAGGAUGAAGAACCAAACAACUAAGGAAUAUACUUGCAAUAUUGUGGUUAUGUGUAGUGAUAACUAGAGACUAGUGAUGCUAAGAGCAAUAGGGUACAUUGUGCCACAGCAAUGUACUUGCAUCAAAACAUCUGUUCUGAUUGUGAUAGAUUUACUUAAGGGUGUAUAGAGCUGCAUUCAGGCAUAUGAGAUGAGGGUGAGCAUUCGCCAUUCAAUCUCUCUUGUAUGAUACAUGUGUGGCUAUUCAGGCAGCAACAUGACUGCUUUCUUAACCUUAGAUUUAUUAAACUACUUUAAAGAUGUUAAUAAACAUUCUUUAUCCAUUCAAAAUAAAGAUAAUUUUGUUGUGACAAGUAAAAUAAGGCAUAUAGAAUAGAUGAAAAUAAGAUUUUGGAGGGCAGAAUUAAGAAACAUUAUAGGAAGAGGAAUUGUCAAGAAUCACUUUCUUCAUGCAGCCCUGACCACACCUCAUCUGGCUGUGACUCCCACAGCCUCCUACACACUUCCUGACAAAGAAGUCUAAUUCUGCUUGGACUGCAUAAACAAAGUGGCAGAGAACUGAGCAGUGACCCUACAGAGGCAUAAUCUACGAACCACAAAAAGCUUCAUUAAAUUGAUACUAUUGCCAACAGUACUACUUUAGCAGAUCACUAUAGGGUCAGGAACACAAACAUGUAUUCCUGACGCUAUAAUGUAAAAAACACCAUCUAAAUUUAAGCCAUUUUUUUCAUGCAGGCUGGGUCAGUCACAGCCAGGGGAGGUGUGGUUAGGGCUGCAUAAACAAAAACAUGUUUUAACUUCUUAACAUAAAAACAUAGAAUGUGACGGCAAAUAAGAGCCAUUCUUCCCAUCUAGUCUCCCCAAUUUUCUUAAUACUUGCAUUAGUCUCUUAUAUCAAGGAUAGCCUUAUGCUUAUCCCACGCAUGCUUAAACUCACUGUGUAAACCUCUACCACUUCAGCUGGAAGGCUAUUCCAUGCAUCCACUACCCUCUCAAUAAAGUAAUACUUCUUGAUAUUAAUAGAAAAUAAAUUGCAUAGAAUUGCGCGUAACACUGCAGGGGCAUGAUCUAUACACCACAACUGCUUCAUUAAGCUAAAAUAGUUUUUCUUGAUUAAUGUGUCCCUUUAAGCUAAAGUCGUUUUUUUGUUUACAGUAUCUCUUUAAUGUUUUCAGGCACGGAAUCCAUGAAAGGCAUUUAAUUUAAGGUAUUAAGGAACUGAUAGCUCAGAGGGUAGCCUCAAUAAGAAGACAGUGAAGACUGUUUAUAACCACUAUUCUCUGAUGUGUUUAUUUCGCUUGCAGUAAAUGUAUCCUUAUAAAUAAUCCCAGGUUUCCUAAAUUCAAGUGUAAGCAAAGUUUUGAUUUACUAGAUCUUGCCAGGGUGAUGAAAGAUUGUUGUUUGCACAUCGUGUAAGGUGUCAGAUAAGUGAUAGCACAAGGGUGCUUAAGUGACAUUUAGAUCCACUGAAUAGACAAACAGAGUGUCUUUAUAGCUUUGUUAAAGUUCAUGAUGAAUGCAAGGAAAUGUCAAAUCAACAAUGCAAAAUAUGUGUACUUUAUAUGUAGUGCAAGAAAAACGGGGGUAUGUUAGAAACUUUACAUUAAAGACACUUCAAGUCACUGUUUCUUUUUUUAUAACUUUUUCUAUUGAAGUCCAGAUAUAAUUAUGACAUGCAAUUAAUGUGCGUGGUAUACCAAAAGUAUUACAUAAAAGUAUACAUUCAUCAAAAAUCUUUAAAAAAAAAAAAAAAAAACAAGAAAAAAAUUGCAUGGUCUCCUAUUAACAAUAUAAUGUAUAGACAUAAAAACAACCACCUUUUCAUAAAUUCGAUCUCUUCCUACAAUUAUUUCUUAUAAUCAAUAUUGAAUAUGGAAGAGAUUUGUCCUUAAUUAUUCCAAACUUUAUUAAAUUAACUAAUUUAUUCAUAGUUUUAGCCAAUAUAUGUUUACAUGUUUUAUUAUAUUAAACCCUAUCCUUAAUAUCUCCCUUCUAAGCAGAGCGUGAGGAUGUCCAGCAUCAGUUAGGGCGAUCAAAAGUCGCCUAACCACCAGGAAGUGCCUCUAGUGGCUUUCUGAUUGACAGCCACUAUAGACAGUCUUAGUCCUGCAAUGUAAUCAUUGCAGUUUUCUAAAACUAAAAUGAUUCACAUUGCAGGAGUAAGCAGGACAGAGACACUGAACCCAGUGAUCCCUUUAAAAAAUGGCCACCACAGAUUCUGAUAUACUUUCAAACUGGUUCCUUUAUACGGCACUUUAAACUCCUCGUCAAAAAGGAGCCCACCGGCAAGUGAUGUCUAUCAGACUAUUUAAACACACAAUUCAUACAUAAUAUGUCUAAACCUAUAUAUUUUAUUGAAUCUUGAUGCAUAGGUCAUACAAUAGAUUCUGGAAAAAUGUAAACUACAAAAGAUUUCUCAAGUCACCAUAGUAUAUUAAAAUUCAGUAAGGCAUACCUCCCGAAAUCCAGAGUCCUGUAAAGCUGGAUGCAGGUGAGAGGGGUAAAGAGGGGCCUAUAGAGGCCUAUAGAGAGCUUGUCUGUACAUACAGGUCAGUCUGGCCAAUUGUGCAGGGUCAUAGUUUUCUGAAAGCAGUGCCAGCACAUUUAACAAUACACUCACACUAUGCUUGUUGGGGUCAAUCUCCUGGUGUCCCCAAACGCAGCACAGUGGGACAAGACCUGAAAAUCGUGAUUGUCCCACCGAAAACAAGAUGGUUGGGAGGCCUGGGUAUGGUCAAUGGAAAGGUGAUUUUAUGGAGCCAAGCAGAGCACUUAGGAUCAAUCCCAGCUGGUAUUUAAAUGUCCCAGGUCAAGCAUUAGGAUUCAGAAAUCAAGGGUGAGUCCAUAAAAGACUUAGAAUAUAUAAUGUUAGUAUACAUGGCAAUACAUGCUCAGCUUUGAUAAUAAUGAAGAUACAGGAAGAUGAUAAUAGAUGGUUCCUUGUCAGGUACUGAAAAUCCAAUCUAUACAGAAGCAGGAGCUGUCGUAAACAUCAACUCAAUGUGAUGAAUGGGUAUCAGUGACCCCAAUUCCCCUGCUUGCUUUAACAGCGAUAAUCGAGUAUCAAUACUCAGAAACAGGCAAUGACCAUAUUGUUUGCCUUACCUUUGGUGUUCCUGUGUUUGCCGCAAACUGCCUGGAUUUGCGUCUUCUUGCAGCAACUAAUCCAGCAAUUAAGUUGUUGCAACUCUCAGCAAAUCCUAGCCAUUCCAUACACUCUUGCUCCAUAUUGGGGUUGUUUUAAGAUAUUUAGGGGAGAUUUAUCCAGAUAAAUGUGAUAUUCUGGGUGCAAAUUGGUAAAUAUUGAUACUUUCUAUAGGUUGUCAUGGUGAUUGGCCCUUUUUAUCACAGAGUCGCAAAACAGCAUUUGUAUUGGCCAAAUACCUCCCUUUAGUUUGGUACUUCUAAGUGUGUAGCAUUAUACCAGCCAGACCUAAUUAUUGCAUUUUGAUGGCAUUUAAAGAAUGUGUAUUCCCAAACAUUCCAACGGUUUCUUUCAAGUAAUUUUAUAAGCAUCGGAGUUCAUGUUUGAUUUGUUUUUACAGUAUGUACUUCUGUGAUAACUAUUUUGAACCUAUUGAAUGAACACAUGAGACAAGGAAAACAUCUGUUACACUAUUCUACCUAUAUUUCUGUAAACAUGAACGUUUUUUUUUUUCUGUUAAUGUUCCUGAUUUAAACUUUUAGUGUGCACCCAACAGCAGUCUGUACAUAUACCUAUAAUGCUGUAACUUUUCCUGUAAAUAAAAUCAAAGUUUAAAUAGAGUAGAAGCAUUUAUUGCAGAAUUCAGUGCUUUCACUUUUUGUCUUAAGGUACGUUGUUGCCAGACACAGCUGACGGAACAGUGGAUAUCACAGAAAAAACCUUUACAGAUCCAACAGAGUUCCAAACUCAGGUAUGAGACGCGUUACCAUCAUCUUUUUUAUUUUCAACAUAAUUAAAUGAGAAAAGGAAAGAUUGUAACCAUAUUUAUAUAGCAAGUAAAAUGGUAGAUUUAUGGGGUCACCGUUUGCAUGACCUACUUAUAUCAGUGAAGCACACGGGUACUGUGUAAAUAAAUGUCCCUUGCACUGAUCUGAGCACCAUUCAAAGAGGAACUGGAUAUUAUUAUUAUAUUUAUAUAGCGCCAACACUUUCCGUAGCGCUUUACAAUGGGUGGACGGAUAAAUAUGUAAUUGUAACCAGACAAGUUUGACACACAGAAACAGAAAGUGUAGUUAUGAGGGUAUUGAAGUAAUUUACUUUUGCAGAGGAAAGAGUCAAGCUGUAAGAGCGUAGCAUAAAUUCAGAGUGGAGAAAGUCAAAUGCAAAGUGAGACUUACUGAGGCAGCUUUCAGCAGUUCUGGAGCAUUUUUGGAGGUAUCGAGUAAGCUUGGUGUGCCAAGGUUGUAGUUGUGGGCGCUUCCUGCGUUUAAGUGUAGGAGGUACCAUGAUGUCUAGUUGAGAGGAGAGGGUGGAAUGGUAGAAGGAGAUUGCAGAGCUAGGGCAGGUGAGGUUUGAGAUAGAUUUGGAUAUCCCCUGGUAUAACCAAAGCAGAAAUAUAAAAUAGGCAACACAAAAUCAGGAUACUCUUGGAGGAACACAACAAGAAUAUACAAUGUAUCAGCUAAUAAUCCUUAACCAUUUACACAAUGCAAAACCACAAUAACCCUUUAUGUGCACACACGUUUUAGAAGUAAUUAAGUGAUACUUGGGUCAAAAAGUCGACACUUGCUGUGUUUAUUGUGGCAUUAUCUUGCCUAUUCUUGUUGUUUUCCUCAAAGAAUAUCAGAUAAAGGAAUAGUUUCACUCAAUCUUGAUUACAUAUAGCCAAUUAUUUCUACUGAAUAAACAUCUGUGUUCUAAGACUGUAAUAUAUACACUCAGGCAAGUUAAAUACCUUUAUGUGGAAAGGUAAGGUAACUGCAAAAGGUAGUACCUGAGAGAUCAGAUAGAGUAGUAGAGGUAGGCUAAAAAAACUUCCAUAGAGGUUUGGAAAAUAUACCUUUUAACAGGUAAGCAGCAUGAACAACGGUAAACGGGGUAGAAGAUAUCAGAAUUUCCAUUUCCACUGAGUCCUGUAUUCAUUAUUGAUUUAAUUCAAUAAGCAUUCUACAUCAGAAUGGAGUAAGUUGCUAAGUCAAAAAUCAUUGAACCAGAAUUCAGAUUUGUAGUGAGUAAGAAUUUUUCAAAAACUUCACUUUUUGCCUUAUCUUUGCCAUUCACUUCUCAAUUCACCACAUUUUGCUAUUUAUUGACCAAACUCCUUGUCCUUAUAAGAGUGACACAGUAAAGUUAUACUUGCGAAGAAAACUCAGUGAUUUGCUAGUCAUUCAGCAAAGAAAAUGUGCAGAUGUAGCAGAGACAGAAGGUAAGAGGGUGCCUUUAUAACUAUUGUUCUUUACAGAAGGAAAGUUGUAUUGGUGCUAACUGCAAGGGUGUGAAUGAAGUGCUGAUUCGUCUGUCGAGGAAGGGUUCGAACACCUUCCAACUUUUAAAAUGGUCAAAGGGAGUCUGUUUAAUUUAAGGGAUCUUUUUUAGAGGUGUAGUUGGCAUUCAGCACAUAUAUUAAUAAAAAAAACACAUACAAAAAAUAAAGCAAUGUUUUACACUCCCAAGUAUGGAGCCACUAGAAAAGAGUGACAUAAGGCUGACAAAAAGACCACUUUGGGCAACAUAGCAACGUCAUCGUUAUGAAGCUGUUAUGGUGUGAGGAGGUCCCUUUGCCAUCUUACCUUGAGGGAUUAAAUGGUCAAUGGUGGCAAUUUAAGUGUGUGAUAGUUUUUUGUUUGUUUGUUUUAGCUAGCAAAUAUUCUUUAGAUCUAUUCUUUGCUUUGCUUGCAUUUCUAAAUAUAGUCCAAAAACUUGGCUGUAUUUUUAUUCUAGUAGUUGGGUGUUGUCUUUGUUAUUUCUUAUGGCUUUUAGUCUAGCUUGAUGUACCUAUGUAUGCAAAAUAAGUGUGACAUGAUUUGCUGCUACCACAUUGCAGUAUAAAGUUCUCCAUUAUUAAAUGAACCUGUUGGGGAAGUUGUUGAGUGAUGAACAUAUUUUAUUUUUAUUUUUUUAUUUUUUUAUUGUUAGCCCCACAAGUCUGAUACUUGCCUGUCCAAUAUAUGUGUAAAUAGGAAAUAAGAUUUUAAUAGAUCAACAAACAGGUGUUAGACAGACCAGUGAUAGACAAACAGUUCAAUGGCAGACAGACAGGUAGAUAAAUGACAGAAAACAAGAAAUGUUUGGUUUUAGUAAACUUUUUUUCUUUUAUUUCUACAUAUAAUAUGUUUAUGAAUGGAAGGAAUGUCCCUAGAUCAUAUAAAGGAAUAUAAUACACAGCGGCUACAUAUGAGUGAUUGCAAUGUAUAAAAUACCAAGGAUAACUUGACCUCUGUUUCCUGCAUGUAUUCUGCUUUUGAUGUUUAAUAUAGAACUGUUUACGCGUUACUUAUCUAAAAUUAAGCUAUUAAAACAUGGAGUUUUUCAAUAAAAAGGACAUUGUAGUGGGUUCUUGCAGUGCUGCACCAUUUAAGACAAAUAACUGGUUUGGAAAAUAAACUAUAAUAAAAGUCAGAUCAUUCUGGCCUAACGUUGGCAACAAGACAAAAGAAUAAACUGUUAUUACAGGGGGUAAUAAAUUCCCCUUGUUAAAUUGUCUCAUACCUUUCUGUAUAUCCUCUCUACCUCACGUCGUCACGGUGAAUUAAAUAAUUAUUUUUUUCUUUGCGUUUCAGGUUUUCACAACUGAAUAUAAUGUUACCGAACAUAAUCACCUCACAGAAAAAUCAACAGUGGAAACAGAAGUUCAAACCACAGGAAGUGACAAUUCAACAAAUUUUGUAGUUAUAGAAGAGCCUGAAGGUAGACAAAUAUGUUGUGUUUAUACCUUUAUGUGUGUUUGUGUGUGUGUGUGUAUGUAUAUGUAUGUAUAUAUAUAUAUAUAUACUGUAUAUACAUAUACACACACACACACACACUUUAUUAAGCAAAAUGCAUUCUAUUACUACAGAAAAGAGUUGGUCUGCACACAUAUACCCCAAAAAUACCUAACAAGUGAGCCCAUCUCCAUCCUUCACCCCAGAUGUUACAGGAUGAUAGGAAAUAAAUUGGGGCCCGUGAGAUACUCUGUCUCCUGGAACCAUAUAAUUCCCACUCAUUAGGGCAAAAGGGAGUACAAUACAUUACUCUGUGUUUAAGCAGUGAAAGGCACAAAAUAAUGGAGUCUCGUGGGUCCUUUACUUAUUAAUUAGGGCCUCAAUAGGUCCCAGGAGAUGAACAGUUUUCUGUGCCCUUUAUUAAUUAUUGUGGAUAUCUCGAGAAAGCCCAGACGAUAUCUAAUCUUCAAGGCCAAUAUAGCUAAACUAGGUCCAUCUCCUGCCCCCCAAGGUUGCUAGAGGCCCAUAGCCACCCACCCAAAUAUGUCCCUACUUAUCUCUUCACACUAUUAAUCUAAUAAUAGUGAAGGGGUUGGCAAAGUGAAAAAUUGUUAUAAAAAUUACUUUUUUUAUUACCAUUUGAAGUUUUAUUUCUGUCUUCUUUCUUCAGUCCCCCCCCCAAAAAAGUGAACAAAAUCCAUUAUAACCCUUUGAAACUGUUGAAAUAUUUUUUUUUUUUUUUACAUCUCAAUUUGUAAAAAUAAGUGCCAAAAAAAUUAACCAAAUCUUUUUUGGUGGGCUGAGGAAAUAAGACUCAAGUUAGAAGACUUUAAAUGGUAUGUAUAGCUGCCUGGGGCCUGAGAGAGUAUAUACAUGUGUCGAAAUUACUAAUUUUAUCUUCUCAACAACCUCUGAUACCUUCCUAAGACUUAGCUAAUACUUAUCUGAGUACAAAUUCAACUAUGCACUAUUUUAAGUGAGUUUCUGCUUCAGAUGUGGAGAGAAUCUUUUCUUGCAGCAUUUGAUGACAUAUAUUCAAAAUUUUGGAAAUGUUUCAGUAAGUUGAUGCUUUGACUCACCCCAUAUGAUGUAGCUCAUGUCAAGCCAGUUUUCUUAAUUAGAGCCUCAGUUUACCACUGCGAAUAUUUGCAGAGAUCUAUGAGUCUUAUACUGGGAAACCGCCCAUAUCCUAAGGAAGCUUGUAUAAGAGACUUUAUUUCUACUUUGACUGGGUACUUGGAGGGGUCAGUUGACAUUGGUUGCUCAUAUUAACAUCUCGGGCUGGAGACUUGGAGUAAUGGAGCAAUAUUGUGACAACUUUGAAGGACCAUGCAAAGUCCUUCAUCUUUUUUCACUUCUACCAGAAGCUGUUUCCUAUAUUUUGUGAAAUGUAACUCAACAUUUUGUGAACUCUCACUCAAAGAAUAACAUUGUAUUUUUCAUACAGUUUUUCUUUUCUUUUUGACUUAUUGGUCCCCUUUACCUUUAACCAUCUAUGGUGAUGUCCAGCUUUAUGGUCUCAGGAGUUUGGGCACCACCGGUUCCCUGGGAGGGGGGGUCUCAUUACUUAAGACAGGGCCCAAGAGCCUCCACUCCUUUUUAAGUAUUCAUUUGUUUGGCCUUUCAGUAACUGCAGUGGAGAGCUGCAUACGGUUUAGUUCUCCACAUUAUGCUCUCUCUAAAUAAAUUUUGAUAAACUAAUCAAGUCAAGCAGCAUGAUAGUCAUGUAACAAUGUAUACUUUUAAUGGUAAGACAUCUCUGCAGAAUCAGGUUUUUUUUUUAAAUACCAUAGAUAUCUCUGACAGUAUUAGCAACCUUGAAAGGUAUGCUUGUUAGGGGACUGUAGAGCAACAAAUUGCAAACCCCAUAAUUAUUAGUCAGGCAUUUAGUGAGAAUAGAGGCCUUCAGUGUAAGCAGUUUAGAAAAUGUGUAUCAGUGAGGUUUAAGAGGUUAGGUAUGUGUGAAGUUAUGUAGAUCCUCAUGUAGUUUACAGGCUUAGUCACUCCAAAUCCUAUACUUCCAUUAGAUCACUUCAAAUGACUUAAAAUCUAAAUUAACUAGCAACAGGCUAGAGAUUGCCCAGCCCUUUUCAGAAUGCGGGCAUCUUGGCAUUCAUUUUUUUUUCCAGCCAGGAGAUUGUGGUAGCAAGGCUUAGCAUUGUACACAGCCCAUGGAUGGGAAAUAACAUUACCUUUGCUGACUUAAACAUUCCAAAUGCCACUUAAAACAUUGUGGGAUAGAAGUAAAAAAAAUCUUUACAAAUUCCAGUUAUGGUGUCUUGAAAUAUAUGGCUAUUAUUUAUCAGAGACAUGGUGGGAAGUGGUUCCAUCAGGAUGCAUACAAUGUUUGUUUUAGGAUAUUCUAGAUUGAGUUAACACACUGCACCCAUUCAGUUUACUUUCUGGAAAUGUUACCACUUCUUUAACAUAAUUUCUCAAGAGUAAAUAUAGUCUCAAUUAUAUUUCUUACAAAAGGCUUUUAAACCAGGUGAUUGCUACUGACUUCAAGAAGUAAUCAUUAAGAAUCAUUAUUUUUAAAAAGGUACUUGAACAGUUAUCCUCAAACAUUUUGGACAUACAGUAAAUAUAAAAAUAUAAAGGUUAAAUAUAUCAACGAAUAAAACCAAGAAACUAUAAACUAUAAACUAUAAAGGUCUUGGUCAUUAAGGUGAAACGUGGCCAAUUUCUUUUUUUUAUUAGUUUCGAUACAAAUGAAAUAGAGAAUUUCAUAUCAAACUUAGAAUCCAUUCCUUUCUGGUCUCUUGGGCCAGAAUAAGCUAUGCUUACUAUGUAAGUCAAUGUUUAAUAAUUGCAGACACUCUCUGUCUCUAUGGAAAGAGUUAUAUUUUAGAUUGUUGAUCCUUUAGUAAUAAAUAUUGAUAUAUCUUAGUGAUUAAAUGAACAUUUGAUGCAUCAAAACCACAAACACUUUGAAUUUUUACCUAAGAAAAUGUAGAUUGGAACAUAUCAAAACUUAACGUAGUUAUGUUACCCAGCCCUCCUCCAGUGUGGAUUCCCCUCCAUAAGCGCUGGGAGAAGGUGAUCUCAAAUCCUCCAAGGGCCACAAUGAGUAAAUUGAGGGCUUCCCCUUACCAUCUACUCCAAUCACUGCUAGAACCAGACAUUCGGUUGGAAGAAGUCCUACAGAGACUUAAGAAGUCCUACUGGGACUUCUGAUAGGCCAGCUAUAGGGAAGAUCCUCAGAUCUCCCCAGCAUGCUUGGAUCUGGCAGCCCUGUGCACUGUGCAAAGGUACCUCAAGUACAUGAACGGCAAACGUGCCAUAGGUUGCUGACCCCUGGCCUUCCCCUUGAGAUGAAAGUGUUAAUAGAGCAGAACUACUAUAUAAAUAUUGUGUUAAAUGGGUGCUUUAAGCAACUUAACCACAAGAGACUAUUUUAAUGGUUAUGGUGUAAAGAGUUUUACAUUGUUAUGCCCCACUUUUUUUUGUAUGCCAGUCAGAUAAAUAAUUUAGAAUGUCCCUUUAAAAUUGUAUGUACAUGUUUUAGCCAUUUUGAAUACAUUGUAUUACACAUUUCUGGGUCCUGAUUGGUAAAUAUUUCAAAAUCUGCAUCUGUCUGCCUCUUUGUGGUUGCUAGGUGACUGGAAAAUGUAAAAAUUGUUGUAACAUGUUUAAUAGCUGCAGAAAUCAGGUAAGAUUUGGUGGGAUUAUACAUGUUCCCAAAAAAAUGUAACCAGAUGCUUAUACAAAUACACUCCUUAAGGCUGCAUUGAUUCACCAAUCAUCUAACCUACACAGAAUAUAUUUAACAUUUUUCCUCAACUGACCCCCUUUAAAGGGGCAGCAAGCCACCAUGCCCAACAUGCACAUGGUUUAAAAAUGUCAGCAGUUGGUCAAGUUGAAACAUGUAAUUACAGAUCACUCACAUGUUGAUUUUUUAGUAAAGAUCUAUGUAGUAUUUACAUUGUCUCCUAUGAAAGCUUCAAUCUGUCCAUCUAGUGUUCUUCACUCCUGAACUAUUCUUCCAUUCUACUUUUUCAAUCUUGCUUUCCUAAAAUACAUAAGGCAAAUAAGGGACUACUUUGUCUUUUGUUUUUUGUUCUGUUUUUUUAUUUGUUUGACAAAACUUGAGAAAAGACAAAAGUGAAUUGGGGGCACACUCAGAAUAUGCAUUUCUUAGGAAUGGUGCUGCCGUAGCGACCAACAUUUAUACAUUAUACAUCUUAUGGAACAGCGCACACAAAAAUAUGCAGUUUAAAAUUUUAUAAUGCUACUUAAUAUCACCUAUCACAUCAAACAAAUAUGGGGGUUCAGUUCCACCAUAUGACCAUAUUGUGUUAAGCCCACCACUUCUUCACAGUACCCCAAUAUUGGUGGGUCCUGCACUAAUUCCAAUGUGGUAGACAAAUUAAAUAGUGCAAAAUAAGCUGAAGUGUGUUUUAAUAAUGUUUUAAUAUUGUAUAUGUAUACAUAUAGCAUGUAUAUGAUAUGAAAUUAAUGUGAUGUGAUAAAAAAACACAAUUUAAAAAAAUGCAAUUUCAAAGAUAAACAAUUAAAGUGAUAGGGCUUUGAUGUGUAUACUUACAAUGUAAAUCAUAUACAAUACAAUACAGUCAAAACACUAUCACUUUAAUUGUGUAUAAUAUAUUGUUAUAUCAGCACUCACGAACUUUGUAAGAAUAUUCAUUUUUUCAUCAUUCACAGUAUAAAUUAGAGCAGUGUUGAAGUUUUAGUUCCAGCUCGGAACUUUCAUCCUGAAACGUCUAAAUUUGUAAAAAAAUUUAGUCACAGCAAUUCAAAAUUUAGUGGACACACCCAUUUACUACAUUAAUGAAUCUUAAUUAUAUUUUUUUAUAUUGAUUUUUUUUGAGAGAAUGUACUUUUUUUAUGUGACUGAGCAGCCAUGUUGGAUCAGACUCCACUAUUUUCUGACCAGCUACUGCUCAACCUAACUUGCCUGCUGCUGUGCUUGCGCUGUGUACUCUGAAUGCAAUUGAAGCAAUAAGCAAGUUAGGUUAAGCAGCAGCUGCUCAGAAAACCAUAGGAUCCGAUCCAACAUGGCUGCUCAGCAGAGCCUAUUCAAAAAUAUUAAUAUGCAUGAUUUAAAAAAAAGUCAAUAUUUGACGGCAGUUGUCCUUUAAAGAAUAGAAAAUAAGUACAUUGAAAAGCUGAACUCUAACCUACACACUUACCUUCCAUUUUAACAUUUUCUGUGACAUCAGUAUUGGAAAUAUUAAAGUCUAUGCCACAUGUAUCAUUCAUUUUUUCAUUUGUUUUUUUUUUCUAGAAGGCCUGGGAUUAGCUGCAUUAGUUGGAAUAGUAGCUGGUAUCAUCAUGCUGAUUGGAAUUAGUGCCGUUAUCAUCAUCUUAAUUGUACGGAAAAUGGGCAGAUAUUCGUAAGUAAAUAUAACGUGACUAAAUUGGUUGUGCUGUUUAUCCAACAACUGCAAAUUACUCCGAGGCAGGGAUUCAUUUUCAUAGAACUGUCUGUUAAAGGGUUACUGAAAGCAGCAUGACCACUGCAGUGUUUUGAAGUGGUAAUGGUGCCUGAAAUCUGUAUGUGCAGCAUUUCAUUAUGAAACACUGCACAUAUGGAGAUUAAAUCCUCUGCUGUCGGAGGGCAGCAUCAUUGGGAAGUCAUUAGUCAGUCCAGAACUAGAGUUCCAGGCUGAUUAUUGUCAAUUCCUUGCAUGGAUGCCAUCAGGCUCUGUUGCUCUGCAAAAGUCAGAUACACACCACAAUCACCAUAGAGGAGAACCUGCAUCCAGCAGGUCCAAGUAAAAGGGAAAGCCAUUGCAAAAUACUGGGAAAAGGACUUUUCUUAAUUUUGAUCUUUUAGCUGUUUAGUAGAUAUUAGAUAACUCGGUGAAUAAACUCGUACCCUUAUGUGGCUUUACCAGAUUUAAGGAUAGCAAAUUAGAACACUGCUUAGUAGAAAGCUCCCUUAUUUGGUAUCCUUAAAUAUUGCAAAUCCAUGUAAGGAUACCAAAUUAGAGAGCCACCUACUAAACAACUAAAAGAGAACAAUUAAGACAAGUGCUUUUUCUUAAUUUUGAUCUUUCGGUAGUUUAGCAGAUAACAUCUUAAACUGGUACUUUGUAACCUUGUGACUGCUAUUCAUUCAGUCUUUAUAAAUAAAUUUUUUUGGAAAUAAACAGCUUUAGAAAGUAUACAGUGUCAUUAAUCCUGGAAUAUUUCACACAAUGUUUGAAAUGUUAGUAUAGAUAUAUAAUAAAUAGAUAAAACAGAUAAAUAAAAAUGGUCAACUACCUUGCUUACAUGUAACUAUAAGAAGCCUGAAUGCAUUACUAGCAGUACAGCUAAAAUAGCAAAAUAAUGUAAAGAGACUGUAUGCAUUCCAAUAUAAAGCCCACAUGCAAUAAAUACAGUUAAAUCAUAUAUUUUGGAAAUAAAAUGAUUCAAAAACUGCUAUAGCAAUAUUUAUAAAUCUCUGAAAUGCUAAUGCAUGCUAACAAUGAAAUGGUAAAUUCCAUUCAAUACUUCCCCCUCCCUGUUUGUAAGAAUGAUGUGACCCAUUGAAACUUCCUUUACUGUUUGGAUUCAGGGUUUCACCCUUUUAAAAAUGAGAAGAAUAUAAUGAAAGUGUGUGUUUUUUAAAUUUAUUUUAUUAUUUAUACAUUGCAUUACAGUUAAUGGUGAGCAUUCAAAUUAAUUUUAUUACUUUGUUGGGGUACCCGUGAAAAAUGGUUAGUAUACUCAAUAUACUACCCCAAUUUUUUUCCAGUUAUAGAGCUCGCAAGCUAAUGAUGCUGUCUCUCAGUUUCAUGUCAAACCAUUUUAAGCAGUUUGACAAAAACGUGAGUUCCUGAGGCAAGCUUCUCACUUGUGUGUCAGCUAACUGUCUCAGCCAAUUAAUGCACUCCAAAUAUGGUCAAAAUUGAUAUUGCUAAUGCAUAAUUGUAAUUUUCCUAUUAGCAAUGCAGAGAACAAUGGGCUAGGCCCUCACUUUCUGAUAAGUCUCUUAAAAACGGUUUUAUACAGAACCUGGGGACAGAACCAGUAGCCUACUAACACCAUAACCACUGUUUUACACAAACAAGAUAAUAUGUCAGUAUGACUAUUAACUGUUCAUGUUUAUAUGCUAUUUUGGCUACACAUCAUACGGGUUAAGAAAUUUUAAGAAUUCUUUCUUACUUCAUCAGGCCGUGAGCUGUUGUAAAGGAAGAAUAAAUUACUUACAGAAAAAAAAGAAGAUUUGGAGGAAACUAAAUAUCUGGAAAAAAAAAAUCUGAACUCCAUGGACAAUCAGGGAAAGAAGUCACGGGGGAGGGAAUGGUUAUCAAAUGACACAAAAUCCAUGUGCUGAAAGAAUCUAUGUACUAAAGAGUUAACUAUGACUUAAACACUGUUACCUAUCCAUGGUCUAAUUAUUGAGCCCCGAUGAAUAUAUUCUAACCCACUGAAAGGAAUAUGCAUAAUGAUAAAAUGAGGGAGGAGACUUUUUUUUAAUCAAUCAACAUUAUCAGAAAUGGCUGACAGAAUGACUAUUUCUUUAUCCACAACCUUAAUGUAUGUCUAUGAAUAUUAACAUGUAUUCUGCAUACACAGACCAGUAGCUACCAAUGGAACUAUUAUAAGAUCAGAAAUUGUAUUUUUCUCGAUAUGACAUAUUUUGUUGUCAAGAGUAUAGCACUACAACAUCUUAAUGUUUUUGGAGUAUAAAGUAUUUGCUAUUAAUUUGAUCUCAUUUUUAGAUACAUAAAUAGGGUAUUUAAAUGUGAUGCAUCAUAGCUUCUGAGACUUAAUGCAGUGCUGAUGGUGUAAGGAAACUGGUAUGGCUUUUCUCCCUGCUUCUUUUUUAAUGGUUUUAAAGUAGGGUGACAAAAAACAAGUUAGGUUUCCAGUGCACUCAAAGGCCACUCCGCUCGUUGGGACAUCAUAGUGAAGAAAUUUCACUUCCUCACUACCCAUCCAAAUUUGUUUGGCUGUGCAGAAUUUAUGCCGUCAUUCUAGCACAGCCAAAUCACUGUAAUUCAUUUUCUGCACUGCCAACUUCACAAAAACUCCCUUAUUGAAGUGGCAUGUCCAUGAUUGAGAAAGUGAAUGGAUUGUUUGUAAUGCGUGUUUAAAAUUCAGGUGUGUAUUAUUGUGUUUCUAAUAUGUGUGAUUCCAAGUGCAUUUUAGUUCUUCCUGGUGUCUUUAUCAUCCCCCCUAGUGUCUGCCUCUCCAUUUCCUCCAACUUUUAUCUACCACUCUUCCUGACCAUUAUGCCAUUUUGUCCCUCUCUCUCCAUAUUAUCCCAAUUGUGUCACCCUCCCCACCUAACCCCCACUUGUGUUUCCUUCUCUCCCUUAUCUAUGUCCCAAUCGUGACACCCUCCCCCUAUCACUUACCUAAUUUUUUCACCCUGCCUCAUUUCUAUCUCAGUUGUAUCACUGACUUCAUAUCAUCAACUUUUGUCUCCUUUUCCCUUUUAUAUUUAUCCCAUACUCCCAAUUUGUGUCUCCUUCUCAGCUGUCCUUCCCAGUCUCAUCUCCCACUCACUUGUGCCCCUUUUGUCUUGGAUUUCUCAGAUGUCCCUUGUCUCUAUUGCUUCAUUUUUUUGUCAUUCGUGCACUAAAAGUGUCCUCAUAUGGCCCUUGUCUCUCAUGAUUCUUAUUCCUAACCCAUGCCCCAAGUAUUUCUCAGCAUCUAUCCAUUCCAGCCUAUCUACCCACCCUUUUCCCACCUCGAUGGACUCUUGACCACCAAAGAGAAAAAUAAUUUCCCUCUCCCCAUUCUCUUUAGUGAAGUUCCUUCUCACCUGUAAGAUCUCUGUGAGUGCUAGACAUUUCUAUCCCUGAAGAUAAGCACAAGAGCAGAUGUUAUCUGAUUUGUAUUUUCUUUAUUCCACUGGCAUGUUAGUUCCUUGUGCGUGAACCUCAUGGCUUUUCCUCUAUUAAACCUGUCCCACCAGUGCCAUGUUCUUUGCAAACAGGUCUAAUUAAUGGCAUUGUUCAAUAUUGUUUCAUGUGUCAAAUCUGUUGUGUCUCAAGCCUACUGCCCCAAUUGGAUGCAUCACCAGUGUUGUCUGUGUAUCAUUGCAUUUGUUGUGUUUCCUCUGUCAUGUCUGUGAUAUAUUUUAUGCAUACUUGAGGACAUUUUGUGUUGUUCUAACAUGUAGGUGUGCCACAAAAGUGGAUGGAAUAAUACAAAAAGGGGCCAUAUUCCUCUUAAGAGGGCAAGAGUUUCUAAUUUUGAACCAGGUGUAAAGAAAGUCGAACUAAACACUAUUUCUGCCUGACAGAAAGUCAUUUUCUCACAGAGAAGUGGUAAUUAACAUUUUGCCCCAAAGAAACCCAAAAGGAAACUAGUUUGGUCUUUGUGUACGCUUUCUGUGAUAUUUUAUAUUCUUUUUCCGUGUUAACUACCAUGUAUGUACUGUUAAUACAGUUUAACCCCUUAAGGACCAAACUUCGGGAAUAAAAGGGAAUCAUGAGAUGUCACACAUGUCAUGUGUCCUUAAGGGGUUAAUGAACUAAGCAGUCAAAAACUGGUAAAUAUAACUCAUCACCACGAACCGUUCGCAGCGAACUCCGGUCAGCUGACACAGCCCAGCCAAUCUCCAGCAGAUCCUCCCUCCCACCUCCUGGACAGCAUCCAUGUUGAAGGCAGCUUCAACAUGGAUGCUGUCCAGGAGGUGGGAGGGUCUGGGAGGGAGGGUGACCGGAGUUCGCCGCGAACGGUUCGUGGCGAACCAUUCGCGCAAAGUUCGCGAAUGGUUCGCGACAUCUCUAAUCACAGUAUGAAUAAAUUGUGCCGCACACUCAUAUUGAAAAUAUUCAAAUAUAUCUACAUUUAGCCUCCAGAGGGUGGUUACAUUGCCCGUUUCCAACCAUUGGAACAAAAUGCUGUUUGUAUAAUUAUUACUAAUUUACAGAAAAAAAAACAGUGAUUGACUUUAGAUUGAUUAGCAAACUCACGAUUGGCAUCUAAAAUUAUAUUAGCACUUUAAAUCUUUCGUACAGUAAUACACAUCACUCUACCACACAGAAUUGCAUUGCUCUCUGUAUAUAAUUCCAUUUUGUAAUUUAAAACUUUGCCCAGCUCUGCCCACUGCAAACACUCAAGACACAACAGUAGGACAGGUAACAAAAAUUAAUAUUAACUAUGCCUGAAGAUUGAAAAUAAAUCUUUACAUUCUAAACAGGAUUGUCUUUAAAAUUAACAUAAACAUUUGUCUAUAGUAACAUAUCUCAGAAAUUAAUAACUUUACUUAAGUUAAAAAUAAUGUACUUAAAAGUUAGUAAUUAUAGACCACAAUUAUUUUUAAAGAUUACCAAAUCUACUUUUUAAUACAUUUACUCAAUACUUUUUAAUAAUACAUUUGCACUGACAUUAUUUAUUUAUGUUUAGAACAUGUUCCCAGCAUUCAUCAAACCUGCUCUUACUGGGUUUUUAUUUUUUGGGGGGUUUUUUUGCGUGGUCUUGAAAGCUUGCACUCUAAUUCUAACAAACUAACCCAAUAAAUAGAUCACCAUUACUCUACUUGUCAAUUUAAUAUGUGUUUAGUUGAAGUUUUAUAACCUAUUUGAUAAUUCCAUAUUCUGGGGAAAUGGACAAGUCUGUAUUUAGAUGCCUCUGGCAUAGUGAAUUCCAUAGCAUUGUGUUAAAUAUAUUACUACAAUUAAACACCAAAAUAUUGUACUAUGUUUAAGAUUAACCCAAAUUAAAACUGGUUUUAUUCUCUAUUAACACAAUUUUGAUUGUGGCUCUUACUUAAAAGAUCUUUUAGUUUUAGUUUAGUUUUAACUUCAGCUUUUUCAGUAGGAAGGCUGAAAACAGAUUGUCAUUUGGAUAAAGAUAAACUAAUGUAAUUUUAAGAUCCAUGUUAAUAUAUCACUUUUGCAGGAUCUUCAUUGUUUCACUGUGGAAGACAUAGGAUGUCCCCAUUGCUGACAGUCAAUCAAUGAAUUCUGCAGCGAGAGUCUUCUAUUUAAAUGGAAUCAAUAGAGGGGAAGUUAACUUGGCCUUCUAUGUCAAUUUCAAUAAAGGGUUACUUCAAUUUCGAUUAGAGUAACUCUUGCUUGCUUUCCCCUGUAUAAGAAAAAAAGAAAAACGAAAGAAAGACAAAACUUACCUUGGCCAAGUUUUCCAGUAGCCCGAUCCCCCAUCCGUGUCAUCACUCCCCCUUGCUGCAGAGUGGCAGGGCUGAGGGAGGUAUUGGGUUGAUAUUGGCUGUCUAUUGCCAGCAGGCUAUGCAUGCUGACAAUGGGUGCCUUUUAUGCACAGAACUGACAUUAGUAGCCUGGAACUCUCUUUUCAGGCCUCUAACAAUGCUGCCAGAGUUGGAGUGCAGACCCCUGAAGCAAAGUUCUGUAUCUCUGCAUGUGCAGCAUUUUUAGUGAAAUGCUGCACAUACAGACUCCAAAUACCAUGAACAUUUCAAAUCACUAAAGUGGUCAUGGUGCUUUGGGUAACUUUUUAAAGGAACACUCCAAGCACUAUAACCACUACAGCUCACCGCGGUGGUCAGGGUCAGAGGAAUGCCCUGGUUCCCCCAAGUAUGUAGUCAGACUGCUUAAAAAUAGUUUGGCAUCUUACCAGGGUCUGCUGGGCACCCGCCUCUUCUUCCUCUGAUGUUCAAACCCUGCUAGGAACUUCCACUAGUUUCACUGAGCAAAGUUCUACCAUGCUGGGAUGGCUCAUUGGCUGAGUACUAAUAGACAGUGAGUGCUUCCCUGCACCACCAGGCUUAGUUUAGUGUCGGAGCUUCCAGGAGCUACCGGUGGAGCUUUUAUCAGCCAUUUCUUAAACUGUAUAACUAAUUACCCUAGGCUGGCGCACGGGUGUUUCUGGAACCAUGAUCACUACAGAGGGCUGUAGCAGUUAUAGUGUUUUGAGUGUUCCAUUAAAAUCAAAGGUUCUCUCACAGCUGCUGAUGAGCUAUGAGAACAAACUCAAGAUUCUAGAGUAGUUUACAUUCAGAUUUUGUUGACGAAGCAGAUAAAUAAAAAUGUUAUGUAUAUUUUUAGUCAUAUAGCACCAAGACAUUUUCCAACUGUUCUUCAGAUCAAUGACUGAAAAUCACCCUUUUUAUAACCAUGAGAAGCACAGAGGGCCAGCAUUUUUAACAGACACAUGCACAUGACAUAGAAUCAAAGUUUAUUAUAUUUUUAUUUUAUUAUUUUUGGGGAGGGGGGGAAUAAAACAUUGACAGCAUAAGCGUAUUUGUUUUAACAUAAAGGUGGCCAGGAAGUAGAUCCCCAGCUGUUGCAGAACUGCAGCUCCUAUAAUGCUCUGCCAGCCUCCCAACAUCUGGCCAUAUAGAAAACAUAUAUACGGUAGUAUAAACAUACUACUAGAACUAACCUUAAUUUCCAGCUUUGUGAUUCAUUCAGUCACCAAACAUUCUGAGCUUGUAAAAGGGGGAUCCUAGGAACGACAGGGGGGGUGGAGGAAUACGGGUCUUGAAGAGUAACUGUCUCGUUUAAAGAUUUGGGAGGCAUGACUGUAAUUCCACCUCUGAUUCUCAUCUUAACAAUGGCCCAAGUUGGUGUAGCUUUGUGAGUUGAAUAGUGCUGGCCUGGCCUUUCAGGGGAAUUAUGCAGAUGUACUUAUUCAUGUGUGAAUAGAUGUGCACACAGCUGUCUUAUUUUGCAAGAAAGCCAGUGCUCAUCAAUUACUCACAUGAGAUAUGAGGGGCCUAUUCACUAACCUGCAAAUUAUGGUGAAUUUCAUAAUGACUUUCCAAAAUAAGGUCAUUAUAGAAGACGUUUUUAAAAAAAAUAUCUAAUUCAGCUGAAGUGGAGAUUUUAUGCAAUUAUAUAACUAACUUGUGUUUUGCAAUCCAAUUCCUACUGCAUGAAACUCAUUCUUUAAUGAAUAAUGAUUUGAUUAGAUUGCUGCUGAUGUUGCAAGAGCAAGGGAUGCCAACCUUCGGCAUGCCAGAUGUUGUGGACUACAUCUUCCAUGACGCUCUAACAGCCACAAUGCUCGCAAAACUUCAGGGGAGUUGUAGUCCUAAACAUCUACAGAGCUGAAGGUUGCCUACACCUGCUCUAGAAUUACAAUCUGCAACCAAAACAAUUACAACAUUUUAUAACACAUUGAAAUCUAAUCUUCUGCCAAAUAAAAGUUGAAAUUGAAUUGUGUGAUUUCCUCAUUUCUGAGUCAAAUAUAGAACGAAAAAAUAAAAUGCAAUCCUGUCCCAUCCUUUUUUUUUCACCACACUUUAUAUUCGAAAGUACAAUAGUUGUUUAGUCAUAAAAUAUAUCAUUAGCUUCCAAUUGCUGGCAAUGGAACGUAUUGUGUAGUGUGGCCAACUUAUGUUAUUUAUGAAUAUAGAAGUGAAACUGUCUGAAUAAGUCCCCAUGUUGUAAACAUUUUAAAUAACUAUGAAAUAAAAUUUCUGUACUGUAUAAAAAAAAAAAAAUGUUUUUGUUGGGAUACCAUUGUUUG